Misgurnus anguillicaudatus (oriental weatherfish) is the source of this 2339-nucleotide messenger RNA. Its product is annotated as guanylate-binding protein 4-like. The record is from RefSeq and is a predicted model, not a curated record. Lineage: Eukaryota; Metazoa; Chordata; Actinopteri; Cypriniformes; Cobitidae. Gene Ontology annotation, molecular function: GTPase activity; GTP binding.
AAUAAUCUGAAAUAUCAAAGACACACCUUAAAUUACUUUAGACCAAUCAGAAUGAAGGGGCUAAACCUAAAGGAGUAAAAAGGAUGCCACAAUCUGAGAUCACUUUACUGAAGCUAAAGAAAGCAGAAAUCCUAGACAUCUGGGCUGUGUUUGGACGACUAUUAGACAUCUUUUAAACUCAAAAUGGCUUGCUGGGAAAUGGCCAUGGAUAAGCCAGUUUGCCUCAUUGACACAGAGUCAGAUGGGAAGCUAUGUGUACAGCAGUCAGCGCUGCAGAUCCUGCAAGAGAUCGAUCAGCCGGUGGUGGUGGUGGCUGUGGUCGGUCUCUAUCGCACUGGGAAAUCCUACCUGAUGAAUCGACUUGCCGGGAAACAAACAGGGUUUGCAUUGGGCAGCACAAUUGAGUCCAAGACGAAGGGCAUCUGGAUGUGGUGUGUGCCCCACCCCACUGAAAAAGAAACCACUCUGGUGCUGCUGGACACUGAGGGACUCGGAGACGUCGACAAGGGGGACUCAAAGCAUGACACCAACAUCUUCUGUCUGGCUGUGUUACUGAGCAGCACUCUGGUAUACAACAGUCGAGGGACCAUUGACAACAAUGCUAUUGAGGAGUUGCAAUAUGUUACUGAACUAACAGAGUGCAUUAAAGUCAAAUCAUCAAACGAGGAUGUUGACGAGUCAAUCGAGUUUGUGAAGUUCUUCCCUAGUUUCAUCUGGGCUGUGAGAGACUUCACCCUUGAAUUAAAGAUUGAUGACAAAGAUGUAACAGAGAAUGAAUACCUAGAAUUUGCUCUCAAGCUGAAACAGGGCACUUCAAAAAAAGUGAUGGAGUACAACCUGCCCAGGGAGUGCAUCCAAAAAUACUUCCCUUCAAGGACAUGCUUCACUUUCCCGUUUCCAACUGCUCCAGAGAAUGUAACUCGACUGGAGAGCCUAAAUUCUGCUGACCUUUCUCCUGACUUCCUGAAGGUCACAGAUCGUUUUUGUGAGUUUGUCUUUCACAAGAGCCAGACGAAGAAGCUAAAAGAAGGAUACACAGUCACUGGCAGGGUUCUGGGUAAUCUUGCAAAAACAUACGUGGACACCAUCUCUAGUGGGGCUGUGCCAUGUCUGGAGAAUGCUGUGAUCGCUAUGGCAACGAUUGAAAAUGAGGCUGCAGUGAAGGAGGGGCUUGAGGUCUACAAGAGUGGAAUGGAGAAGCUGAGGAACUCUUUCCCUCUGGAACUGAAUGAUGUGUCCUCAGAACACCAACAGCUCAGCAACCUGGCAACACAAACCUUCAUGAAGCGUUCAUUCAAGGACACUGAUGGAAAGUACCUUAAAUCUCUCGAGGAAAACAUUAAUAAUCUCUUUGAGGGAUACCUAAGCCUAAAUGAGCAAGCUUCAAAGAAGAAAUGUGAGGAUCUUCUGUCAUCCCUGACUGCACAAAUGACAGAGAACCUCAAGCAAGGGCUCUACGCCAAACCUGGCGGCCAUGGUCACUUCAGCAAUGAUCUGAUGCACAUUGUGCAAGAAUAUAACAUUCAGGCCAAAAAAGAAGUCAAGGCUGAAGAGGUCCUAGAGGAGUUUAUGAAGCAGAAGUCUGUGGAAUCUGAAGCCAUUUUGCAGGCUGACAAUAAACUAACUCAGAAUGAGAGAAUGAUUAAGGUCGAACAACAGAAAUCAGCCCUCUUGAACCAAGAAAUCAGAGCUCAAGAGCGGAAGCAACGACAACUUGAAGCGAAGAUGGAAGCGGAGAAACGUAGUAAUGAAGAGAGGAUGAUACAGAUGAAGCAGAAGAUGGAUGAAGAGAUGAAGCUUCAGACAUUGGAAUCUGAGCGUGCCAUGGAAAGUAAACUGAGAGAGCAGGAGGCUCUGCUGGAGAAGGGCUUUAAUGAGAAGGCAGACAUGAUGGCCCAGGAGAAGGAUGAGAUCAGGAGACAGAGCGCUGAAGCUGAGAGUAAUCGAGCUAAAGAGUUUGCAGAGAUGUUUGAGAAGUCCAACAAGAGACAUGAAGAGUCAAUGGCCAUGAUGAUACAGAAACACAAAGAACAAAUGGAAGCCAUAAAAAGAAUGAAUGCACAACCUAAAAGUAGUUGUCCCUUCAUGUAAUUAUUGGUUCAGAGGCAUCCAACUGCACAAUGCAUUUACAGUACAUAUAAAGGUAGUAGUUUACCAUAAACAGUAUAGUGUUGAUCUAUGUCCACAUGGAACUUCGAUGACAAUAGGACAUUUCAGUGUACAGGGAGAUUUUGUGUACCCUGUGUAACAUGACCAACCUCAUAUGCAUACCCUUUGAUAUUAUCUUUAUUCAUAAGCUCUGCAAAAAGUACCGAAUAAAGAGAUUUAUGUGUGAAGAU